UGCAGCCAGCGACGAGAAACAUCCGGGUCUCUCAGGAAGAUUCUGCGGCGACCCGUCGCCGUUCGUGGGAGCGCAUUUAACUGUAUUUUUUUUGGGGAACAAAUUAUUCAUUGAUACAGUGACAUUGUUAGAGCAUUUGUACAUCGGCUCGGCUAACUGUUGGUCUGAUCGAGUGGCGCUUCAUUUUGGGGGUCUUGGCCCCGUGUGGCUAGUUUUCGUCCUCUCUCCUCAAAGCCUUCCUAACUUGAGACGCCGAAAUCGUGUCUCUUGUUUUUUUUCCCCUCUGGAUUAUUUUGUUGUGAAGAUGUCGCCGUGAUGGGUUGUCCGCGUUUGAGCGAUAUGAAUCAGGGCCUUCGCCGCCUGACCCGCACUCAUUGCAGCCCACUUUAUCCCUUUGUUUUUUUGUUUGAUGCUCGAGACCUCCGCGGCUCUUGGCUCGAAGCUCGGCCUCGUUCACUGCGCGGAGACAAACAUGGAGAAGAACCCGAACAGCAGCAGCAAUACCAAGGCUCCACCUCGUUCCAACUCCUCUGGGUCAACCCCAGGGGAAUCUAAACCCAAAGCAGAAGGUAAGAAUAAUGGUGGCGGUAAGCGCUAUAGCCGCAAGCGGGAGCCCUCCUUUCCCAAAGCAGAAAACCUUUCUGGCCCGCGUCGCACCAAUCCACAGAAAAACAAGAAUUUUGACAAGAGACCCCCCCAGAGAGGUGGAGGACGGCAAUAUGGGGUUGCAGGUGGAGGACGACGCGAGGACGUAGCAGAGACGCGCCGGGCAGAGUUUAGCCCGGCUCAGUUUGCUGGACCGAAAAAAAUAAGCCUGAACCACCUGUUGAACUUCACCUUUGAACCUCGUGGAGGUAAUGGUGCUGUCGGAGAUGGAAGCUACUCAUGUUGGGGACGCCGAAAUAAAUGGGGUCAUAAGCACAAGCCCUUUAACAAGGAGCUUUUCCUGCAGGCCAAUUGCCAGUUUGUGGUGACUGAUGACCAGGACUACGAGGCUCACUUCACUGAUCCAGAUACUCUGGUCAACUGGGACUGUGUGCAGCAAGUGCGAAUCUACAGUCAUGAGGUGCCGUCUUGCCCCAUCUGCCUCUACCCACCUGUGGCAGCUCGCAUUACGCGCUGUGGACACAUCUUCUGCUGGCCUUGCAUACUGCACUACCUGUCUUUAAGUGACAAGACUUGGUCGAAGUGCCCCAUAUGCUAUGAGGCUGUUCACACAGUGGACUUGAAGAGUGUGGUUGCUAUGGAGACCAGGCAGUAUGUGGUUGGUGACGUAAUAACCAUGCGCCUCAUGCGGAGGGAAAAGGGGGCUGUGGUGGCCAUGCCCAGCUCUCAGUGGGUGAAAGUGGAGGAGCCCGUACGAUUUGGAGAUGCUUCGCUGAGCCCGUAUUCCAAGCUGCUGCUAACCUCCUCCACCCAAGUCCUCAGCCUGGUGGCAGAGGAGAAGGCAGUCCUGCAGGCUCAGCUAUGCCAGCAAGAGGAUGCUCAAGGCUGCUUCAUUCAGAGUGCACUUUGCCAUUUGCAGGAGCGAGAGGAAAUUUUGAUGAAGCAGCAGCAUCCCAAUGCAGACAACAGCUUUGAGUUGUCUUCUCUCGCUCUUGAGGAACCUGCUUCUCCUGUAGAUGGAGUGGUGGCAAUUAACAGCUUUUCCAAGCCUGUGCUGCAGUACGCUUCUGCUUUUGAUGAUGAGGUGGCAGAAGUCCUACCAGCUGAAGAGUUCCCGGAGUGUCCUGAAGAUACUUUGGAAAGUGUGCUUGAAGAGCCUCCUGAUGCUGUGUUAGAUUCAGCCCCACACCACUUUUCUGAUGAAGAAAACUCUACCAAAGAGGCAGAACCAAGUCACACUCAAACCAGCCAGGUGCACGGACCCUUCUAUUAUUUCUACCAAGCUGAGGACUGCCAGCAGAUGUUCUUGCAUCCUGUGAAUGUACGUUGUCUGUUGAGGGAAUAUGGCAGCUUGGAGGCCAGCCCAGACUCCAUCACUGCCACAGUGGUGGAGAUUGAGGGACACACGGUCACUGAGGAGAUCCGGCGUCGCCAUCGUUACCUGUCUCAUCUGCCACUCACAUGUGAGUUCAGCAUCUGUGAGUUAUCCUUGCAGCAACCAAUCCUGUCCAAGGAAACCAUGGACGCAUUUGAGGAUGAAUUGGAGAAAAGAAACCGCCUGAGACAGAAGAAAGCAAGAGACGAGAAGCGCAGAGAGAAGCGAAUUGAAAUUGAAGAGAACAAGAAGCAGGGUAAAUAUCCUGAGGUGCAUAUUGGACUAGAGAACCUUCAACAUUUCCCGGCUUUCGGGUCGCCGCCUCUCAACAGCAGUCCCCUGGUCCAUCCUGAUUUUACUUUAGUUCCUCUGUCUCCCCUUAGCAGCAGUCCUUCCUCUGUUGGAAUGACGUUCCCAAGUCUGAAUGGACAAAGCUCUCCUAGUGUGGAGGAUGACUCUCACUGCAUGUCUUUUGCACAGAUGCUGAGAGAUGGGAAAGCCAGAGCGGACGGACCCAGAAUCACCACACAGAAAGGUACGCUGUUAGCGCUGCCAGCAGCAGACAGUGAUGGAGAGAGUGACGGGUCAGACCGUGCUCCAGUGCCCAACUUUCAGAACUCUUUCAGCCAAGCAUUUGAGAAGGCACUUCUGCAGCUAGACAGUCCGGAAUGUUCUCCACAACCCGUGGUUGUCUCAGAUGAGAAGGGAGGAAAGAAGAAAAAGAAAAAACAGAAACUUCUCUUCAGCACAUCCAUGGUUCACACAAAGUAGACAACACUGAAAUAAAUAUAAUGAUUUGGUUUCUUGGAUAACUGCUUUACUUUUGCAAUCCUCUCUGGGAGUUCUUAAUUUUGAAAAUGAUUUAAAAUUGUACCCAAAUGUUAGACCGUGUUGGUCAUUGUAUUCACCAAGGCUGUGUUUUUCCAGUUCACUCUUACAUUUUAAUUUUGUGCGCAUUCUAUUGGGUGCUGCUUGGAAAUUAAGAUGUGUUACUAACAUUGGAUGAGAUGAAUUUGGGGUGCUUUAUGAUAUGAAUAGCAGUCAGCCAGCUGCAGGUACAUUGCACCUUUGAAAUCUUUCCAGGAUUCUCAGUGCUCAGAUGUACCAGAUCUUGUACUCUCAUCAAACAAAUUAAGAUUUUCCCUUGAAGUACAUUUGGGUUUAGACUAUUGGUCGAGUAUUUUGUGACCAUUUGAAAACGCAACCAUUGUGUGGAGUGACAACAGUUUUGCAGUAACGAGAUUAGAUCUUAGAGUGCAGCAAAGCUCCAACAUAUUCUCUGGGUAAACCAAAUUUAAUGCACAUAACUCUAUUUCCUUCUUAUUGACUUUUGGUCACGAUAUUAAUUUAGUUUCAGUGUUGCAAUUUUGUGAAGCUGGAGAAUUUGUGCUAUUUUGAAGAGUGUUUGUGACUCUUUAAUAAGUGGAUGGAGAUUUUGUUUCAAGGUUCUUUAAAUUCACCUUUAUUUUGAACAAAUGCAUAGGCAGGUAUAAAAUGAAUAAACAAUUAUGCACAAUC
Messenger RNA from Phycodurus eques (leafy seadragon), 3499 nucleotides. RefSeq names its product ring finger protein 10 (gene rnf10). The coding region runs from base 410 to 2752 and encodes 780 amino acids. Gene Ontology annotation, molecular function: transcription cis-regulatory region binding; metal ion binding. NCBI's taxonomy places the organism in Eukaryota, Metazoa, Chordata, Actinopteri, Syngnathiformes, Syngnathidae. Gene Ontology annotation, biological process: positive regulation of transcription by RNA polymerase II; positive regulation of myelination. The record is from RefSeq and is a predicted model, not a curated record. The transcript is spliced from 17 exons.